This is a messenger RNA of Cylicocyclus nassatus, 750 nucleotides long. Lineage: Eukaryota; Metazoa; Nematoda; Chromadorea; Rhabditida; Strongylidae. The record is from the annotation of a GenBank genome assembly.
GCAGGAAGCACUCCAUUCUUUCUACACCGUUGGAGGAAGAUAACUGACUGCCGAACUGCAACUGCUCGCUGCCGAAGCAAGAGGGCUUCACGUACAAGGGAGAAAAACUGUGGCUGUAUUCCAGUUAUUCUAGGUCUUUUCAUGGCAUGUGGUGUUUUCGUAUUGAUCGUAAACUCAAUUGCAUCUCCUGAAAGCAGUGCACUCAUUUCUGAGAAUUCGAAUCAUGGACGAAGAAUAGAAAAUGGAGCAUCAGAAUAUCCUCUUCCAAAGGAAGCACUACAUAGGAUUCGAACAAGAACGGAAAACAUUGCUAUUGUAAGCAUUAUGAGCAAAGACUCCAACACAACGAUGUACAAAACGGCAUUGGAAUCAAUGAAGUGCUAUGCGCUGCAAAACAACUACUCAUUCUUAUUAUUGAACGGUGGAGAUUUUGAGACAAUUUGUAAACAUGAAGAUAUUAUGUUCCAGCGCCACUGCAUUGUCUCCAAUAUCCUUGAAUUAUAUGAUUUUACUUGGGUGCUCUUCGUGGACAGCGAUAUUGGAGUUGUAAACGAGAAAAAGAUGCUGGAAGACUAUAUCAAAGAAGAUGCUCAUGUCAUUUUCUAUGAACGGUUUUUCAACUUUGAGAUAAUGGCAGGCACCUAUUUUGCUAAAAAGUCCGCUUUUUCUAUAAAAUUCUUACGUGGUUGGGCCGACUAUGAAUUCCGUCUUCCAAAAAGCUUUCACGGGAGGGACAAUGGAGCUUUGCAU